This is a messenger RNA of Calypte anna (Anna's hummingbird), 2285 nucleotides long. RefSeq names its product enolase 2 (gene ENO2). Gene Ontology annotation, cellular component: phosphopyruvate hydratase complex. Bases 103 to 1407 code for a protein of 434 amino acids. NCBI's taxonomy places the organism in Eukaryota, Metazoa, Chordata, Aves, Apodiformes, Trochilidae. Gene Ontology annotation, biological process: glycolytic process. The transcript has 12 exons. The record is from RefSeq and is a predicted model, not a curated record. Gene Ontology annotation, molecular function: phosphopyruvate hydratase activity; magnesium ion binding.
CCAGCAACACCCUCACCGCAUGCAUGUUUCUGCUCCCCACCCCGUGCCCUCCAAACCCCACACGCAGUGUGGGGUCCCUGCAGAGAAGCACCACGACCGACCAUGGCAGUUGAGAGGAUCCACGCCCGCGAGAUCCUGGACUCCCGUGGGAACCCCACUGUUGAGGUGGACCUGUACACACACAAAGGCAUGUUUCGAGCAGCAGUCCCCAGUGGUGCAUCCACGGGUAUCUAUGAAGCUCUGGAGCUGCGAGACAACGACAAAUCACGUUUCCUCGGAAAAGGAGUGCUGCAGGCCGUGGAUCAUAUCAACAGCACUGUCGCCCCAGCUCUCGUGGGCUCUGGCCUCUCUGUUGUGGAUCAAGAGAAGAUAGACAACCUGAUGCUUGAGAUGGAUGGCACAGAAAACAAAUCCAAGUUUGGUGCCAAUGCUAUCCUGGGAGUUUCACUGGCUGUGUGCAAGGCAGGAGCUGCAGAGAAGGAUGUCCCCCUGUACCGCCACAUUGCUGACUUGGCCGGCAACUCCGACCUCAUCCUUCCUGUGCCUGCUUUCAAUGUGAUCAAUGGAGGUUCCCACGCAGGCAAUAAACUGGCCAUGCAAGAGUUCAUGAUCCUGCCUGUGGGAGCUGAAAGCUUCCGCGAUGCCAUGCGCAUCGGGGCUGAAGUUUAUCACAACCUCAAGAGUGUAAUCAAGGAGAAGUAUGGCAAAGAUGCUACCAAUGUGGGUGAUGAGGGAGGCUUUGCCCCCAACAUCCUGGAAAACAGUGAAGCUCUGGAGCUCCUCAAGGAAGCUAUUGACAAGGCAGGCUACACAGACAAGAUUGUCAUUGGUAUGGACGUGGCAGCCUCUGAGUUCUACCGUGAUGGCAAAUAUGACCUGGACUUCAAGUCCCCAGAUGACCCAAGCCGCUACAUUUCUGCAGAUGAGCUGGGUGACCUCUACCAGAGCUUUGUACGUGAUUAUCCAGUGGUCUCCAUUGAGGACCCCUUUGACCAAGAUGAUUGGGAGGCCUGGUCCAAGUUCACAGCCAACGUGGGGAUUCAGAUAGUGGGAGAUGACCUGACAGUGACAAACCCAAAGCGCAUCGAGCGAGCUGUUGAAGAGAAGGCCUGCAACUGCCUUCUGCUCAAAGUCAACCAGAUUGGAUCUGUCACAGAGGCCAUCCAAGCAUGCAAGUUGGCCCAGGAGAAUGGCUGGGGUGUGAUGGUGAGCCACCGAUCUGGGGAGACUGAGGAUACCUUCAUUGCUGAUCUGGUUGUAGGACUGUGCACCGGGCAGAUAAAGACGGGUGCUCCCUGCAGGUCUGAACGCCUGGCUAAAUACAACCAGCUCAUGAGGAUUGAGGAGGAGCUUGGCGAUGAAGCACGCUUUGCUGGACACAACUUUCGCAACCCAAGUGUUCUUUGAACAUUGUUCCCAGAGCACAGCCACCCUGAUGCUCGUUCCCACCUCACAGACUCUGAAGCCCCCUUUCCUCCACUGUUCCCUUUUUUGCUCUUUCUUCCCCCUCUGCCACCUGGUUCCCUCUCACCUCAAAGCCCCUCAAAUUCAGAUGUCCCUGGCUAGACAUACCAAGAUGAAGGAUGGGAGAGAGGCCUACACCCUGUCCCUUGCUUCAGGGUCAUAAGCAUUUCUGGAUCUAGGCAGUGUGUGUCUUUUGUGUUUUCCUUUCUGUGCAGGGUCACAUCUGAGCAACUCUGUUCAUGUGUUGGACCACAGAAGCAUGCUGUCUGAUGUGUUUCCCUUGUACGCCGAAGCACAUGCAGUGAACAUAUGUGUGUUGGCUGGUAUGUUUGGACAACUGCUGCACCUGUAGCUGUGUUUGGAUGAGUGUUGCCAGUGGCUCGCUCUUGUUGUGCAUGUGUGUAGGUGUAGGUGUACUGGCCCACGGUGUCCUUGUGCCCCAGGCGUGUGUUUGUGCUGAGCCCUGGUGGGACCCGAGUGUCCCUUUCCUCCACCCCCAGUGCUGUGCUGUGUUGGGCUGUGCUUGCCAACAGCUUCGUGUUGAAGUGCACUGCUGUCCUUCACUGGGUGUGCGUGUGUCUGUGCUGCCAGUCUCUGGGUCAGCACAUAGUACUGUGGGGCGCUGUAUUAAAACACGUCCGUAAACAAACCCAUGCUUUCAUUUGCUUAUCGUGACCUUUUUCUCUCUGUCCCCUUCCCCUUUGCACUCCUUCUUCACUCUCUCUUCUGCCCAUAAUGUUUGCUUCCCCUACUGGACAGCCCAUGCUCAGCUGAGCAACAGACAAACCACAGGUCCCUAAACUCUAUUAAAACUUAUUUCA